Bacidia gigantensis is the source of this 699-nucleotide messenger RNA. RefSeq lists its product as uncharacterized. Bases 1 to 699 code for a protein of 232 amino acids. The record is from RefSeq and is a predicted model, not a curated record. Lineage: Eukaryota; Fungi; Ascomycota; Lecanoromycetes; Lecanorales; Ramalinaceae. The transcript is spliced from 2 exons.
AUGGGUCUCAUAAUGCCCACUGAACAUGAGUUCCAAGCGCGCGAGCAAGGCUCAGACCUCCGCAACAGCCUUAUUCCCUAUUAUCUAUCCGAUCUAGGGUUCACUUACGACGAAGAAGAGCUGGUGGCUGCCAUUUGGAUCUUCGCAUGGCUCCCCGUGAACGAGGAAGGCUUGUACGAUAUCAUUCUGUCCUACUUCAAUAAGAAGCGGAUUUCUCAAAACGUGACGGAAGAAGAGAAGGAUUCAUAUGCGGAAAAGAUGUAUAUGAGCGGACUACUGAAGCGAGGAGGUGCACCGGACGCGUUUGUACAGCUUCAUUGGCCUAAAAUUCAGAGAAAUUGGAGAUACUAUGCCGAUAUGGUGGAUCGAUUGAUGCUUUUGACGGCAGAGGAGGAGUGGCUGACCGAGGAGGUUUACGUUCCGGAGGAUAGACAGACUGACGAGACUGGUAGAAGCGCUGACAAAGUCCCAGGGGUGAAGAUGGAGCGAUUAGCCAGACUUGUAUCGCCAAAUGAAGCUGAACUCACGGCCAGACAACUGUAUAGGCACGCAAGGAAUAUUUGGCAGCAAUACGAGCCGAAAACCGUUGGUACUGGUGCCGCGUUUUGGACAAUGCAAGACCGACAGACGCGUCUUGCAAGAGAGAUAUUCGAUGAUAACCCUUACGAUCAAAGCUCCACAUUCCAGGAUCCUCGAUAG